AUGGAGUCCGAACUCGAAUCGCAGAUUAAGAAAAAGGCUCCGAAACCUUUUUCGAUAGAAUCGUUGAUCGGUGACAGAAAAUCGCCGGAGAUCGACAUAGAGAAUAAUAUAUCGGAAUCUUCUAGAAAUUCUGAGGACGAUGUCGGGGACAGACCUGAGGGUUUGGAUAGGAUGAGGUACUAUUUGAACGCGCCAUUUUUACAGCAGAAUGUGAAUUUUCCGUUUUUGCUCGGUUAUCCAGAGCCGUGGUUGUCGAGAAUGUUCUCUGUGCCUCCGCAAGCGCAGGAGAAUAGAGAAGAGAAGAGAGAUAGUCCGGUCAGUGUUGGAAGUGACAUAGAUAGUGAUGGAGCUGAAGAUAAUACUCAAGGUAAUGAAUCAGAAGCUGAUCAAGAAGACACAGACACGCCGAGAGAGAACAAAGCGAGGCGACGUAGGACAGCCUUCACCUCGGAACAACUCCUCGAGCUGGAGAGGGAGUUCCACGCCAAGAAGUACCUGAGCCUCACUGAGAGGUCACAGAUAGCGUCCGCGUUGAAGUUAAGUGAAGUUCAAGUUAAAAUAUGGUUUCAAAAUCGACGAGCAAAAUGGAAACGUGUAAAAGCAGGUCUAGCGUCCGGCAGUCAUUCUACCGGUAAAAACGGAUCCGGCACAAAAAUCGUCGUCCCUAUACCCGUCCACGUAAACCGAUUCGCCGUCCGGACGCAACACCAUCAAAUGGAGAAACAGAACCUACAAUACAAACUAGACAGAAACCAACCAUUACCUGGUAGUUUACUACAUUCUCAGACAUCUGCGUUUUUAUCGGCAACCAAAGUGAGUGAUAAUCGACACGAAUCGGUAAAUUUGAUAAAUCGCAACCCUAUGUAUGACGCGUCGAGAUUGAUGACCCCGGCUGUCAAUUUGAGAUUCACAAAUCAAAAUGGCCGACUGAGUUAAUUAUUUCUUUUAAUGUAAUAUAAAUAAGUGAUAAGCAAUUGCCUAAAAUAAUUAUUGUAUUAUAAAAUU
This is a messenger RNA of Melitaea cinxia (Glanville fritillary), 1005 nucleotides long. Its product is annotated as homeobox protein GBX-2-like. Gene Ontology annotation, biological process: regulation of nervous system development; regulation of transcription by RNA polymerase II. Gene Ontology annotation, molecular function: DNA-binding transcription factor activity, RNA polymerase II-specific; RNA polymerase II transcription regulatory region sequence-specific DNA binding. The record is from RefSeq and is a predicted model, not a curated record. The transcript is spliced from 3 exons. Lineage: Eukaryota; Metazoa; Arthropoda; Insecta; Lepidoptera; Nymphalidae. Gene Ontology annotation, cellular component: nucleus. Bases 1 to 936 code for a protein of 311 amino acids.